This is a messenger RNA of Phytomonas sp. EM1, 2958 nucleotides long. The record is from the annotation of a GenBank genome assembly. NCBI's taxonomy places the organism in Eukaryota, Euglenozoa, Kinetoplastea, Trypanosomatida, Trypanosomatidae.
UAUGACUGCUAUCUGUUUGUACCGUAUCUUCCUCGACGAAGCAAGUAAACGACGACAGUCAGGGUCGUAAAUAAUCAAGAGAAGACGUCCACGGAUUCCGUUCACUCUAAACAAGCCCGGCGCGGACAGCGUCUGGCUGAUUGCGUGGACCGCUUGACGGCAAAUCUCUUUGAGCAACUUCAGGGCGAAAUUGAACAGUUUCAGGUGCCCACUCGGUCUGCUUGGGUACCACGUUUAGCUCUAAAAGGGUCUCUUGAUGGUGUGUGCGGCGCGGUCGAAGUUGGGUACGCGUCCGAGCGCUAUCUCUCCUUCCCAACACCAGCCGCGGUGCUACUGUCGCGUCAGCAACGGGUUCACCUCUGCCAUUAUAAGGAGGCGCUCACUAAUGCCACUGACUUCGUUGAUGUGCUGGAGAGCCAGCAGGAGGUGAUAUUGCGCAGUCGGCGGGCUUCGCGCAUGGCUGUGAUGGCUUUGGAAAAGCUUACCUUACUUGUAGCUCCAAGUGAGAGAACCAUCGGGUAAAUUUGCGUCUGCAAUUUCUCUCAAAGUAUCUGGUAGUCUAUUUCUGCUAUAACAUAAUGAUAGAGAGUUUUACGAGUGAAACUUACGCCGCCACAGCAGUUUUUAUGUUUGAGUGUAUAGCCAAUGUGUCUGAGGACUAGGACGCUGCACUCGAAAUAUGCUUCUCGUUUUUUUCUUCUUGCCUGUGGGGUGUGGGGAUAGGUUUAUUAGGGUUUAGAUAUACAUAUUUACACCCACCUCUAGCACGGUUGGGAAGUUUUUUUUUAUCGUUGCGCAGGCUUAUUGAAUUACAAACAUUUAAUCUCUCAAGAAGCCACUCAAAGCGGUAUAUAUAUAUACGUAUAUAAUCGGUGUCUAACAUAUUUGCAACAAAUCCAUAAAGACAUGCUUUUCAAAGUACGCGCCGCUGCUCCUCAGAAGGAGGAACGCCCCAAGAAUCAAAUGUCGGUGGCGCAAAUCCUUGCAUUUCGCGAUACAUGGACUGAUGCGCCGCAUAAGGGCUUUUCGGUCGAUCGAAUGCUUUGCUCUGCUAGGAUGGAAAAACAAAAGAAGACUGAGGUGCCAAAGUUGGUAAUGUCCGACAACGGAUUUCGUGUGCGUGAUAAAACUGAGAUGGACGAGUCUGAGCUUGAGCUACGUCGUGUCCAAAGCGCGCUCAACAAGCUGACGGAGCAGAACUUCGAUGUGGUAAGUCAAGAGAUGCUCUCACACGAUCUCAUCUGUAAUGCAGCCGUGCUUCCUGGUGUUGUGAAGAUUGUUUUCAACAAGGCCGUUUCAGAGCCGGUCUUCUCCGCACUCUAUGCACGUCUUUGUGCGCGCAUCGCCAACUAUGAGCGGGAGCUCGUUAAUGAAAGCAAAAGUAAUCCGCGCAUUCUCCAGCGGCUUGAAGCUGCUCAGAAGCAACUCAUGAGGGAUUCUUACAUGCCACCCGUGGGUGACUUCGUGCGCUUUGUUCUGGUAUCCCAUUGUCAAAAGAUUUAUGAUGAGUUCCGAACUCAGGUUUCACCGAAAGACCCCGAGACGGCGGAGCAACUUCGGAAGCAAAACAUGGCCAACAUCAAGUUUAUCGGCGAGCUUUAUGUAAAAUCGCUUAUGACUACGCGUGUCAUCAUGAGUAUCGCAUCUUAUGCAUUAGCUCUCGGUAUUGAACCAGGAGUCACCAAGACAAACGUGUCCGACGUGGAUUUAGAAAUAGCGUACAAUCUUUUCUAUGUAAUAGGAAGGAAAUUUGACGAAAUGCCGAAGAACACCUACGGCGACGUAGUGUGGGGUGCAUUCCAAAAGUACGCGGACGAUUCUGGCUUCCCGAGACGCAUUCGCUUCUUGGUUCAGAACCUUUUAGACUGGCGAAAGUCGGGGUGGAAGCCAAAGGAUGUGACGCCUUUGGUCUCAUCCAGCGCCAAUACAGACACUCAGUCGGGCAGCAAUAAUCCUAACACUCAUAAUGAAAGCCAACACUCAAAGCCGAUGCACCGAGUGGUAAGCAUCAAUAACUACCAACACCAACAUCAGCAUUACCAACAGGCACGAUCCCAAGAGCGCGGCAACAGCUACGUUGAUCUUGGGCAGUUCAAUGAUGGCACCAAUAGCGGGCCCUUUUUCCAAUCGUGGCUACCUCCACCGGGAUCGGGGGUAUUACCAGAAACCGAAGCGACUUCGAUGAGCGAGGAGGACAAAAAGCUUCUUGUAUUGGCGCAGCCUCCGAAGAGCCUCACCCCUGAAGUGGAGGCGCAGAUCUGUAGCAUAAUACGAGAUGCUACCGUUGGCGACGACUGGCCAUAUGCUGAGAAUGCCCUCCGGGAGCUCAUGCCGAACGAGGGCAAGCUCGUAAGCAUCACGUGUGCCGUAUUCGCGAUCACGAAAAAGGUCACGCUCAGCAACAUUGAGGAUGACCGCAAGCUUUUCUCCACGUCGCUUCAAAAUAGCAUAUUUGCUCCUGUAGUGUCGAGGGGCUACUCGUGGUUCCUCGCGGAUGCAAUUGUGGAAAGCUACAAGGAGGAUGUGCCACUCGUCUUUUCUCGUUUCAUCGCGGCGGUCUUGGCCACUCCGUCUCUAGACUUCCUUGUAGUCGUGCGAGAUGUCAUGGCACGCACUGCGAACUAUCUCGACGUGCUUCUCACGGCUUUCAAUUACGUUAAUGUGGAGUGGGAUGAAGACUUCAUUGAAGUGUGGUCUAGUUUAGUCUCGGCAUGGAGCCGGGAGCGCUCGAAUGAUGCAGAGCUGAGGGACCCCAUUCGCAUCUUGGACUGUAUUGCGGGAGUGAAGCAGAGGUCUUUCAUGCGUGACAUCGCUCCGGAUUUUGUGAUGGAACUCGUGACGGCUGGCAUUAUUACUGAUGAGGCUGUAUCCGCAUGGACCGCGGAAAAGGGAAAUAAUGAUAAGUUCAAAGCGUUUUAUAAACAAAUUAUGCAAUUAUUUCCUGGACUGGAUCAGUAA